Klebsormidium nitens is the source of this 5529-nucleotide messenger RNA. The record is from the annotation of a GenBank genome assembly. NCBI's taxonomy places the organism in Eukaryota, Viridiplantae, Streptophyta, Klebsormidiophyceae, Klebsormidiales, Klebsormidiaceae.
GUUGCAUUGUCUAGUGGAAGGGCGUCUCUGAUGCCCUUUAGACUUCUACCGGGACACUAGUGCGGGAAGGCACUGACUAGAGGGCAGCCUGUCAACGCGCUCUUCUCCUUGGGUGUCAUUGUGUGGUAGCUGCAGCGCAGGUUGUAGCUGGCCCUUAAUGCGGCCCAGAGAAAGAUCAUAGUCGAAAGUCUCCUCGUUUCAAAGGUCAUCUCAACUCGCACUCAAGUGUGGAGUAGCUGAGCACUAUACCCCCACCACGUGUUGCGGCCUCAGCUUGAGUCAGCUUCUUCAAUCACCUCUGAGAGCGAAUGGCCGACAACAAGCCGGAAGGGGCUUCGGCCCCUACCACAAAGCCCAAGAGCCACAUCGGGGGACUUGCAGCUCAUGGAGGGGUUCCGAACGUCACCCCUUUUGAGCAAUCUGCAAGCAAGCUCUCCCAAGACAAGUCUGGCGCCGACCAUGUCUGGGCCCAGCUGGAGUCACAGCCGACCAACAUCCGGUUAAGAACGUCCGUCCUCGAGCACUAUGACGAGGCCUCGGAGGCGCUCACUGUGGACGAGACGACGGGCCGCUUCAAGACGGUGGACAUCCAAGACAUCGCCAACAACCAGGAGUUGCGCCUCAAGGCCGUCGAGCGCGCCGGCUACAUGUGGCUGCAGAAUCUCAGGGACCGGUUUGACAGGGUUGGCAUCCCCCAGCCCUCGGUGGAAGUCCGCUUCCAGAAUCUGACGGUGGACGCCAAAGUGCUCAUGGGCGCUAACAAUCUGCCCACACUGCCCAACUCCGUCAUCAGCUUUUUUGACGGCGUCCUGGGCAUGUGUGGCGCAAACCUGACGAAGAAGGAGCCCUUCCCCGUGCUCAAGAACGUGAGCGGGGUCGUCAAGCCAGGCCGUAUGACGCUCCUCCUGGGCCCCCCAGGCUGCGGCAAGACCACACUGCUGCUGGCGCUUUCGGGCCGCCUCGCGGGCGGCGUGACAUCGACCGGAUCUGUGACGUACAACGGGCACACGUUCGACGAGUUUGUGGCGCGGCGCACCGCGAGCUACGUCGCCCAGACGGACACGCACAUUGGAGAGCUGACCGUUCGUGAGACGUUCGACUUUUCGGCGCGCAUCCAGGGCGCAGGGGCCAGAGAAAAGAUGCUGCGCGACUUGCUGCGGCGCGAGAAGGAGCAGAAGGUUCUUCCCGACCCCGCGAUCGACGCGUUCGUCAAGGCGAGCGCGCUGGAAGGCACCAAGCACCACAUCAUGACGGACUACAUCCUCAAGAUGCUGGGCCUCGAUGUGUGCGCGGAUACAAUCGUGGGGAACGAGAUGCUGCGCGGUAUUUCGGGCGGGCAGAAGAAGCGCGUCACCACAGGCGAGAUGCUGGUUGGCCCGAUGAACGUGCACUUUAUGGACGAAAUCUCGACGGGGCUGGACAGCAGCACGACCUUUGAGAUCGUGCAGAGCCUGCAGCGCUACUGCCACAUCCUGGAGACCACCGUCUGCAUGGCGCUCCUGCAGCCCGCGCCCGAGGUCUUCGAGCUCUUCGAUGACAUCUGCCUGCUGUCCGAGGGCCACGUGGUCUACUUUGGCCCCCGCGAGCGCGUCCUCGAGUUCUUCGAGCUGUGCGGGUUCAAGAUCCCCGGGAGGAAGGGCGUCGCUGACUUCCUGCAGGAGGUCACCUCCAAGAAGGACCAGCAGCAAUACUGGUACCGCAAGGAGCCGCACCGCUUCGUGACGGUCCAGGACUUCGUCGACAAGUUCGCCCAGUUCGAGGUUGGCCAGCUGACGUCAGCGCACCUCGCGACGCCGUUCGAAAAGGAGAAGAGCAACCCGCUGGCGCUCGUGAAGGAGCGAUACGCGCUCAAGCCCAUGGAGAUGUACAAGGCGAUGUGGGACCGCGAGAUCAUCCUCGCGCGCCGCAACUCCUUCCUCUGGAUCUUCCGCGGAACAAUGUGCGGCAUCGUGGCGUUCAUUACCGCGUUCCUGUUUCUCCGCACGACGCUGGACCCGAACAACAUCGGGGACGGCCAGCUGUAUCUGGGCGUUAUCUUCUUCAGUCUCCUCUUCAUGGUCUUCUCCGGACUGUCCAACAUCGCGCUCACGGUGCAACGGCUGCCGGUCUUCACCAAGCAGCGCGACAACCUCUUCUUUCCUGGAUGGGCCUUCGCGCUCCCGACUACGCUCCUCGAGCUCCCCUACGCGGUCAUCGAGUCCGUUGUCUGGUCCGUCAUCGUGUACUACAUCGUCGGACUCGCGCCGGAGCCCGCGCACUUCUUCGUCUUCAUUCUCAUCCUCAUCUGCCUGCAAAACCUGUGCACCGCGCUGUUCCGGCUGGUGGGCGCGCUCGGGCGAUCGAUGGUGACCGCCAACACGGGCGGAACCGGAAUGUUUGCGAUCCUGCUCGUCUGCGGAGGCUUCGUGCUCGCCAAACAGGACAUUAAGCCUUGGUGGGUGUGGGCCUACUGGAUCAGCCCGCUGACGUACGCCCAGAACGCGCUGGCGGCCAACGAGUUCAAGGCGCACCGCUGGAACCUGCCCAACGACUCCAACAGCACCACUGGCGGCGUGACACUUGGCGACGCCGUGCUCAAGCAACGUGGCCUGCACACCAACGUGAACUGGAUCUGGAUCGGGGCCGGCGUGCUGGUCGCCUACUACUUCAUCCUCAACACGCUGCUCGUCCUAGUCUUCAAUCGGGUCCCAGGUUUCCACAUGACCGCUGGCGCUCUCCCCGAGGAGCAGGUCAUCGAGCGCCGCAAGGGCAGCCGCCACGACAAGGUGCACACGCUGGCCUCCAUCGCCGAGGACGGCAGCGAGACUGGGAAGAGCGCCACGAGCAACGGCGCCGUCGCAAUCGAGAUGGGGUCUGCCGCAAUGGCCCCGCCCUCAGGAGAAGUUCGCCCGCAUGACGCUGUUGCGAUCGACGUCGCCCCGAGCGCCCGCCCGCUCCAGCAGAACCGCAGCAGAGCGGAGUACACCGUCAGUUUCAAGCGCAGUUUGAGCUCCGCUCAGCGGUCCCUGGGCACCGCGCAGCGCUCCCUGGGGCAGCCUCACCACUCCGGGCUGGACUACCGCAAUAGCUUCCUCUCCGCAGACGGCGAGCGGAAGAAGGGAAUGGUCCUGCCGUUCGAUCCGUUGGUGAUGACGUUCCACGACGUCAGCUACAGCGUGGACAUGCCCGCGGACAUGCGCGCCCACUCGGGCGCGGAGAAGGGCGCCAAGUUGCAGCUGCUGCACCACGUGAGCGGGGCGUUCCGCCCGGGGGUGCUGACGGCGCUCAUGGGCGUCAGCGGAGCCGGAAAGACGACGCUCAUGGACGUGCUGGCCGGCCGUAAGACGGGUGGCUACAUCGAGGGUGACGUCCGCAUCUCCGGACACCCCAAGGUGCACGAGACGUUCGCACGAGUGUCCGGCUACGUGGAACAGUUCGACAUCCACUCUCCCCAGGCGACCGUCCGCGAAGCGCUCAUCUACUCUGCGUGGCUGCGCCUGCCGGAGGAGGUCGACAAAGGGACGCGUGAGCUGUUUGUGGACGAGGUUAUGGAGCUGGUCGAGCUAACCACGCUGCGCGACGCGCUGGUCGGGCUGCCAGGGAUUACCGGGCUUUCGGUCGAGCAGCGCAAGCGGCUCACGAUUGCGGUCGAGCUUGUGGCCAAUCCCUCCAUCAUCUUCAUGGAUGAGCCGACGUCGGGCCUGGACGCCCGCGCGGCGGCCAUCGUGAUGCGCGCCGUGCGCAACACGGUCAACACGGGGCGCACCGUCGUGUGCACCAUCCACCAGCCCAGUAUUGACAUCUUCGAGUCCUUCGACGAGCUUCUCCUUCUCAAGCGGGGGGGCCACGUGACCUACUUCGGGCCUCUCGGCCGCGACUCCGCGCUCCUCGUCGACUAUUUCCGCAAGAUUGAGGGGGUUCCCCCGAUCAAGGAGGGCUACAAUCCGUCCACGUGGAUGCUGGAGGUCAGCACGCCGGCCAUGGAGGAGAAGGUCGGCGACUUUGCGGAGCACUUCAGGAAAUCGGCGCUGUUCCAGCAAGCCGAGGAGUUGAUUGCCGAGGAGGCAAAGCCCGCGGAGGGCAGCGCUCCGCUCGCGUUCGACCGCGUGUACGCGCGCAGCUGGGCCGUCCAGUUCCAAGCGCUCCUGUGGAAGUUUUCCAAGACGUACUGGCGCUUCCCGGAGUACAACGCGAUCCGUUACCUGCUGACGCUCAUGCUGAGCCUGCUGAUCGGGACCAACUUUUUGAACCUGGGGUCCAAGAGAAGAACCCAACAGGACGUGCUCAACGUCAUGGGCGCUCUGUUCAUCUCAGUCAUCCAGCUGGGUGUGAAUAACGCCCAGAACGUGCAGCCCGUGAUCGCCAUCGAGCGCGCCGUCAGCUACAGAGAGCGGCCCGCCGGCAUGUAUGCGCCACUGCCGUAUGCUCUUGCAGCGGGCGUCGUGGAGAUUCCCUACUGCCUGGCCCAGACGGCGCUGUACACGCUGAUCGUGUACAGCCUGAUCAACUUCAUCUGGACCGCCGCCAAGUUCUGGUGGUUCUUCCUCUUCAUGUUCCAGACGCUCUUCCUCUUCACCUACUACGGCAUCAUGUCGAUCGCGAUCACGCCCAACGUGCAGAUCGCGCAAGUCACGUCGAUCCUCUUCUACUUCCUCUGGUGCCUCUUCUGCGGGUUCCUCAUCCCUCAGCCCGCCAUGCCGGGCUGGGUCGUGUGGCUGUACUACAUCAACCCGAUGGCGUGGUCGCUGUACGGAGUCGUGGGCUCGCAGCUGGGUGACAUCACCGACGAGACCAUCAGCUACGCGGACGGCACGGUCGUCACAAUCAAGGCAUUCUGCGAGGACUUUUUCGGUUUCAAGCACGAGCUGCUCGGCAUGGUCGUGGGCAUCAUGUUCGGCAUGACCGUCAUCUUCUUCCUCGUGGCCACGUGGGCGCUGCGCUACCUCAACUUCCAAAACCGUUAAGGGUUCACGCACCGCUGGCGGGUACUGAAAUUGGAUAAACCGUUUUUAGAUUCAAUACCGCCUGGUUUUUACGUAGAAAGGGUCUGGACUAUGACUGGGUUGCAAGUUCUCGCUAUAUGAGACCCGGCGUGUUGGAUGUCUACAUCAAGGCGUCGGUUGAUUCUAUUUUAUAAGGGUCUGUUGUCGCAAGUAUCGUUUAGUGGAGCGUUGAGAGCGCUAGCAAUAGCUUUUGGAAGCGCGAUACCGGCAAUUUUUAGCCUAAUUUGUAUGCCAAGUUUUGGCUAACCACAGUAGAGUUGCGUGUUGGCACUUUGGCUUGCACGGUUGCAUUCGUUGGCGUAGACAGAUGGUGGACACUUUCGCUGUUACUGGUCGGGAUAAAGUAUUUCCGGAUACGGUGUAGUUCGAAACCCUCUCCACAUGUCGAACAAGCAUUUGGAGGCUGAUGUCGCCAAUCAUUGUGAACAGUGAGCAUCAAUCUUUGCAAGGAGUAGCACCUUAGCACUUGCUUCACGUGAUAAUUGCUACUUUUGCCCCAGAACCUCUCUGUAAAUUCAUCUGGAAACUUAUCGAAUGAUUUCAGGGU